AUGCCCGUGCCCUGUUCGUCUUGUUCCGCUCGCGUCGCCUCUGUUUCCGCGCUGUUUGCUCUGUUCCUCGCCGCCGCUCUGGUCUUGCUUCAGCCCGGCAGCCAGCCGCGAGCUGUGACGGCAUGGCUCCGGAGCGCCGACUACAGCCGGCGGUGCAGCAAGCAGCAACGUUGCAGGCCCGCGCGGAGCGAGGCCGCGUUGCCUAGAGGCAUCAUUGAGAGCCACUCGGACUUGGAGAUGCGAUCCAUUCAUGACGAUCUAACAAGUUGGCCUCCGCCAGCAGAAAGUGGCAAAAGGAGAAGCCUGCUGGCCGUUGCUGCUGGAAUCAAGCAGAAGGAGGUUGUGGAUAGGAUCGCCACCAAGUUCUUCUCCGACGGUUUCAGCAUAAUGAUCUUCCACUACGACGGCGUGGUGGAGCAGUGGGGGGAUCUGCGGUGGAGCAGCGCCGCCGUGCACGUCUCGGCGGUCAACCAGACGAAAUGGUGGUUCGCCAAGCGGUUCCUGCACCCGGACAUCGUCCACGAGUACGACUACAUCUUCGUCUGGGACGAAGACCUUGGAGUGCAGCAUUUUCAUCCUGCCAGAUAUGUGGCGAUUGUUGAAAAGGAAGGGCUUCAGAUAUCACAGCCUGCUCUAGACGCUACCAAUUCCAAGGUUCAUCACUGGAUCACUGCGCGUGCGCGGAAAGGGGGCUUCCAUAGAAGGAUUUACAAGCAAAAGGGAGUCACCAGGUGCUAUGAAAACAGUACGGCGCUUCCAUGCACUGGAUUUGUCGAAAUUGUGGCUCCCGUGUUCUCAAGAGCAGCAUGGCAUUGUGUGUGGCAUAUGAUCCAGAACUAUCUGAUUCAUGCAUGGGGCUUGGACUUCAAAUUCGGCUGUUGCGCUCAGGGGGGUCGGAGUAAGAACGUUGGAGUAGUCGACAGCGAGUACCUCCUUCAUUUGGGCAUCCCCACACUCGGCUCCUCUUCUUCUCCUCCUUCUAAAGACAACAAGAGUAGCUCCGAUGCAGCACCAGGAGAUGAAUCGGAGGCGCCUAUAGAAUCAAUGAUGGCGCCUCCUCCUGAAGCAUCGCCCAGCUUCGGUGACAGAUCAUUGAUUAGGCAUCGGGCUCAAGAGGAACAGGUCCGUUUUCAAGAAAGAUGGAAGUAUGCUACUCAAUCUGAUGCAUGUUGGGUUGAUCCAUAUGUUAACUAA
Molecule: messenger RNA, 1194 nt
Organism: Triticum turgidum subsp. durum (durum wheat)
Lineage: Eukaryota; Viridiplantae; Streptophyta; Magnoliopsida; Poales; Poaceae
Source: the annotation of a GenBank genome assembly